Molecule: messenger RNA, 393 nt
Organism: Humulus lupulus (European hop)
Lineage: Eukaryota; Viridiplantae; Streptophyta; Magnoliopsida; Rosales; Cannabaceae
Exons: 3
Coding region: 1-393 (130 amino acids)
Source: RefSeq, a predicted model, not a curated record
AUGAAGGGUGGAAGCAGGAUAUGCAAGAAGAGAUCAAAGCAUUGGAAGAUAAUGACACUUGGACUCUUGAACAUCUUCCUCCUGAAAAAUGAGCUUUGGAUUAAAGGUUUGGAUUACAAUGAGACGUUUGCUCCGGUUGUAAAGAUGGCAACACUUCGUGCUUUUCUCGCCGUUGCUGCUUCAAAAAAUUGGGAAGUUCACCAAAUGGAUUUACACAAUGCAUUCCUUCAUGGUGAUCUUGAUGAGGAGGUUUACAUGAAAUUUCCCCCCGGGUUCGAGUGUUCGGAAAACGAGCUUUGGAUUGAAGGUUUGGAUUACAAUGAGACGUUUGCUCCGGUUGCAAAGAUGACAACGGUUCGUGCUUUUCUCGCUGUUGCUGCUUCAAAAAAUUAG